CGUAACUGUCUGAAGUACAGAAGGCCCCAUCAUGGAUUUCCAACAUCGUCCUGGAGGUAAAACUGGAAGUGGAGGCGUAGCCUCCGCUUCCGAAAGCAACCGCGACCGCAGGGAGAGACUUCGGCAGCUGGCGCUGGAAACGAUCGACAUCAACAAGGACCCUUAUUUUAUGAAAAAUCACUUGGGUUCUUAUGAAUGCAAGCUUUGCCUAACGCUGCACAACAAUGAGGGAAGUUACUUAGCCCAUACCCAAGGGAAAAAGCAUCAGACCAAUUUGGCCCGUCGAGCUGCCAAGGAAGCUAAGGAAGCUCCUGCCCAGCCUGCACCAGAAAAAGUCAAAGUGGAAGUGAAGAAAUUUGUGAAAAUUGGAAGGCCAGGUUAUAAAGUGACUAAACAGAGAGAUCCAGAAACGGGCCAGCAGAGCCUUCUUUUCCAGAUCGAUUACCCGGAGAUUGCGGAGAGCAUCAUGCCCCGGCAUCGGUUCAUGUCCGCGUACGAGCAGAGGAUCGAGCCCCCCGACAGGCGCUGGCAGUACCUCCUGAUGGCAGCAGAGCCCUAUGAAACCAUCGCUUUCAAGGUGCCAAGCAGAGAAAUCGACAAAGCAGAAGGGAAGUUUUGGACCCAUUGGAACAGGGAGACCAAACAGUUCUUCCUUCAAUUCCACUUCAAAAUGGAGAAGCCCCAGGCUCCCCGACCAGUGCCACCUCCGCCAGUGCCACCUCAGCUGCCACCAGCACCCGGCGUGCCCCCCCCAGCUCCUCUGCCACCCAUGAUGAGGCCUCCGCUGCCCACCGAGGGGCCGGGCGCUAUCCCCCCGCCGCCUCCCUCCAACUGAAGCCCCUCCUGGACUCAGUCCCACCGGACUCCUUUGGCUUGAGUUUUUUUAUAGAUGUAUCAGAACUGAUUCGGAU
Tinamus guttatus (white-throated tinamou) is the source of this 911-nucleotide messenger RNA. The record is from RefSeq and is a predicted model, not a curated record. NCBI's taxonomy places the organism in Eukaryota, Metazoa, Chordata, Aves, Tinamiformes, Tinamidae.